AUGGUGGUACUUUGUUGCACCGCACCUAGUAGAUCAAAAUCAACAAACUACCACAAUACCCACUAUCUACAAUCAACUACUAUGGCAAAAACUUCAUAUAAGAAGAAAAACCCACAAAAUUCUUCAUACGUCCUUCCUUGUUCAAAUACACACUGCCAGCCUAUCAUGACGGAUAUCCACGUUUACUCGGAACACUACCGCUUCAUCCCCGCCUUGCGCAAAAUACAGCCAGGUCUAUACACGUAUAAACAACAACACAGCAAAGUAGACAGCAUCUCACAAACAAGAAAUCCCACUACGUCUACAUCUACAUCUAAAAACUCAAAACUCAAGCUUCAACGACAUUAA
Messenger RNA from Trichoderma gamsii, 348 nucleotides. RefSeq lists its product as hypothetical. Bases 1 to 348 code for a protein of 115 amino acids. The transcript has a single exon. NCBI's taxonomy places the organism in Eukaryota, Fungi, Ascomycota, Sordariomycetes, Hypocreales, Hypocreaceae. The record is from RefSeq and is a predicted model, not a curated record.